Molecule: messenger RNA, 1368 nt
Organism: Vitrella brassicaformis
Lineage: Eukaryota; Vitrellaceae
Source: the annotation of a GenBank genome assembly
UUACAGAUGAAGUGCAGUGAACCCUCGGUAGGUGUUGAACACAUAGCGAGAGCAGCGGGGCCACAGCACGUGGGUGUUCCAGAUGGCAGCAGGCCGACUGAUGCGAUUGAAGGCGUUGCUCGCGUCCACCAGCAGGAGCCCCUCGGUCUCGUCCUCUUGGAAGAGGUCAUUCACCGCGUGCACAGCCCCCUCGAGGCCCCCCUUCACACCGAUGCACAGCUGAUCAGUGCCGCAGGUCGUCUCCAGGUCAGAGCGGGUCAUCAUGGCAUGCACUUGCCAGCCAGCCGAGAGAGCACCUCUCGGACGCCGAUAGGGCGGACGCCCGGGCAUUUGUCGAGAGCGAUGAGGCGGCACGCUUGCAGGGCCUUGAUGUUGUCCCAUGGGACGAUGGUGUUGGCCAGGGUAGAGACGAGCGAGGCCACAGCCGCGCGGAGGCGGCCGCUUUUGGCACCGUAUCGGAAGAGGAAGGUCUGCCAGAAGUUCGCAUCGCCACCGGUCGGUCCAGCGCUCCCACUGAGGCUCCGUGCCGCUCGCUUCACGGUCGAGUCCGUGAUGUCCACGUCAAUGAGGGGAGGGAGGUCGUCACAGGGAAGGAAGGCUUCCUCGUGCGGCUGCUGCUGCGGUGGGUGCUUCUCGCGAAGGACAUCGAACACCGUGACCCCCGGGGAGCGCUCCUCGGCCUGAGCAGAUGGGUGGAGGACCCCCCCGCCGCCCCUCUCGGUGACGAAGCGGACGGCCGCCCGGACCUUGCCCUCGAGCAUGAGCUUGUUGAAGAUGCGAUAGACCGACGCGUCGUCCAGCUGAGGCUGAGUGGUGGGGAACUGCUGGUCCAGUCGCUCCGCCUCGCACACGAGCUCCUCCACCUGCCCCUUCUGCCACAUCUCCAGCCGCCUCCAGAGCAUCCGCUUGACAUCGCGCUUCCUCUUGACAUCCGGAUCUCGCUGGAUGAGUGUGCGGACGAAGACGCCAGCCCGCUCGGACGGUGCCUCGAGCUUGGAGAUCUUCUCCACCUCAUCAGCGAUGGCAUCGGCGAUGGCGCGGCCAAGGUUGCCAAGCUUGCUGAGAUCCUUCACGCACCGCAGUCGAAGCUGGCAGACCCGCUCGUGAUAUGCCUCCCACUCAGGGAAAGUCGGUCCACCGGCGGAGUUGACGAGGGGCUCGCCGAAGGCCUCACGCAUCUUCUCAUCGACAAAGGAAGCCGUGGAGGGCACGGCAGGGCCAGCAGAGGGGGAGACGGCAUCCGAUUCAUCAUCAUCAUCAUCGCAAACGGCCGGGUCCGCCGGAUACGCAAAAUUCGUGCAUGUGCCGCGCUUGCAGUUGACACAGUUAGUGCAGAGGCGCUUGUGAUUCCGGCAGUCACAUCGUCGG